Molecule: messenger RNA, 2188 nt
Organism: Vespula pensylvanica (western yellowjacket)
Lineage: Eukaryota; Metazoa; Arthropoda; Insecta; Hymenoptera; Vespidae
Product: WD repeat-containing protein 55 homolog
Exons: 8
Coding region: 301-1482 (393 amino acids)
Molecular function (GO): protein binding
Source: RefSeq, a predicted model, not a curated record
ACGUGUGCAAUUUUUGACUUUAUUGUUUUUGAUUGAUUUAAAUGAAUCAAAAAGAUCAGUAAGGAUUAGGUUAUACAGUUGAUUAUAAUAUGAAUCGCACAGAUUAUUUAUUGCAUAAAUAUAUGUGAUUAUAAAGUUUAAUUGUAAAUACAUGUUAUUUAUCUCACAGUCCUAUCUCUGUAUAACUUAUACAAUUAUUAAUUUUCUAAAUAACAUUCAAUUAUCAAGAAAAAAAUUUUCUUAGUAAAUGUUAAUAAAGUAUUUAAACUUGCUUAUGUAUUGUUACGAUAUAACUUUACAAUGCAUUUAGAUUCUGAUUUUGAUUCAGACAUGGAAUGUAACGAAGGAUCUUCCAACAUAAAUAUAAAUCACAAUUCUUCUGCUGCAGGUAGUAGUAAAGAAUUUUUAACGUUAAAUGAAAAUGAAGAAGAAGAUGAAACAGUAAAAGCUAUAAUCAGAUCUAAAGAAUUACACAGAACUCAUCCUCCGACGAUUACAUUAGAUGAUUUUAUAGUAGACAUAUGUUUUCAUCCUCAAAAUGAUAUGAUUGCUGUGGCUAAUAUCCUAGGAGAUGUUUUAUUAUUCAACUAUACUAACGAAGAGACGAAACUUGUAUCAUCCAUGGAAUUACAUCUCAAAGCUUGCAGAGAUAUUGAAUUCGAUCAUGAUGGUAAAAAACUUUUUUCUACAGCAAAAGACUUAUGUAUAAUGAUUACAGAUAUGGAAACUGAAAAAUUAAUAAGAUUAUAUGAAAAUGCUCAUGAACAACCUGUAUAUACUAUGAGUAUUCUUGGAGAAAACACAUUUGGAACGGGUGAUGAUAAUGGUGUUGUUAAAUUAUGGGAUCUUAGACAGAGAGGUAAUACUCCUAUAUUUUCAAUAAAACAAAUGGAAGACUAUGUUAGUGCUAUGAUUACGAAUAGCGAUAAUAAAUAUCUAGUAUGUGCUAGCGGAGACGGAUCGCUUACAACAUUUAAUAUGACUGCAAAAAAACUGCAUAUUCAGUCCGAAGAAUAUGAAGAAGAAUUAUUAUGCCUUGGUCUAUUUAAAUCAGAGACAAAGAUCUUAGCUGCCAGUAGCAAAGGAAAACUGUAUGUAUUUAAUUGGGGAGAAUUUGGUCUUCAUUCGGAUGAAUUUCCAAGCUUAACAAAAAAAGCUCUAAAUUGUCUGAUACCUAUUACAGAGAAUAUUGUAAUAACUGGUGGUGAAGAUGGAAUACUUAGAGCAACAAAUUUAUUUCCGCAUCAUCAUCUUGGUAUAGUAGGUCAGCAUAAUUUUUCUAUUGAAGCACUUGAUGUUAAUAGCGAUGGUACAUUAAUAGCAUCCUCUUCUCAUAACGACGAUAUCAAAUUUUGGAACGUAGAGUAUUUGGAAACAUUAAAUACUUCUGAGCGUAGGAAGGGUGGUAAACAAAAACAAAUGAUACAUAAUCUACCAAGUAGUAAAGUUAAUAAUGCGUCAGAUUUUUUUGCAGAUCUUUGAUCUUUUAUAUUAUUGAUGAUUUUUUCACAAAUUUACCUUUAUUGAUGAUUCAUUUGACGUAAAUACUCUGGAGCAUGAUAAUGUUGUUGAGCAUGUGCAAGCGAAGGAUGUAUUGGUGGUGGAAAACAACGAACAUGUUCCACACUGGUUGCAUCACUAUCUCCACUUUUUAAAUACUUAUUUAAUACAGCAAAAAUUUGAGAAUUUAAUACUUGAAAUCUCCUUAUACGAUCAACCAUUCUUUUUAAACGCUGUAAAAAAAUAGAAAAAGAAAACAAAAAAAUGAUUAAAUGAAUAAGUACAAAAAGAUAACAUAAAAGAAAUUUGAAUAAAAAUAAUAAUACAUACGAUUCCUUUGACAUUUUCAUCCUUGCCAUCUACGCGCUGCACUCUGAGAAUGUGAUAGCAAAAAUCAAGAGCUUCGAACCUUCUUUGUUGGCCAAGAAGAACUAUCAUAGCGCAUCCAGCCCAAUGUAAGCCUUCACCAAAUAAUUCCCUAUGGCACAUAUUAUAUAUUUGAUUUUAUUUCAUAUAAAAAUUAAGAAUAACAAUUCUGUUAUAUUACUGACUCAACAGUAAAUUCUGUAUCUCCAACAGGAAUGCAAUAUACAAAUUGUAGAGCACUCCAAAGUCUAUGGAAUUCUGUACAUUCGUCUACAUUCAUUACUCCAUUUGCAGGUGGUGGUCCAAUCCAAAUAGGAUCAUC